AUGUUCCCCGGGCCGCUGCCUCGCUCCUGCGACACCUUCGUGGCGCUGCCGCCCGCCGCGGCGGGGGCACGCGUUGUCUUCGGGAAGAACUCGGACCGGCCGGCGGACGAGGUGCAGGAGGUCGUGCACUUCCCGGCCGCCGCGCAUCCGCCCGGCGCCGCGCUGGAGUGCACGUACAUCACGAUCGAGCAAGUGGAGAAGACCUGCGCGGUGGUCCUGAGCCGGCCCGCCUGGCUCUGGGGGGCUGAGAUGGGCGCCAACGAGCACGGCGUGUGCAUCGGGAACGAAGCGGUGUGGGGCAGAGAGGAGGUGGGCGGUGAGGAAGCUCUUCUCGGCAUGGACCUCGUAAGGCUUGGACUUGAGAGAGCAGACACAGCUGAAAAGGCUCUUACUGUCAUAGUCGAUUUGCUAGAAAAAUAUGGACAGGGAGGAAACUGUAUGGAGAGCCACAUGGCAUUUACAUACUAUAACAGCUUUCUGAUAGCUGACAGAAAGGAAGCAUGGGUGCUGGAGACAUCAGGAAAAUACUGGGCAGCAGAAAAAGUAGAAGGAGGUGUACGAAAUAUUUCCAACCAGCUCUCUAUCACAACCAAGAUUGACAGAGAACACCCAGGACUGAGGGAAUACGCCAAAAGCAAGGGCUGGUGGGAUGGGGAAAAGGAAUUUGAUUUUGCUGCCACGUAUUCUUAUGUAAAUACUGCCAGAAUGACCACAUCCAGAGGGCGAUAUUGUGAAGGCUAUAAACUUCUGAACAAACACAAAGGAUCUAUCACUUCUGAAAUAAUGAUGGAAAUUCUUCGUGACAAAGAGAGUGGCAUUAAUAUGGAAGGUGGAUUUAUGACAACUGGAAGUAUGGUGUCUGUGUUGCCUCAGCAGCCUAAUCUGCCAUGUAUUCACUUCUUUACUGGAACUCCAGAUCCUGCAAGGUCUGUAUUCAAGCCUUUCAUUUUUGUGCCCAAUGUUGCUCAGUUGCUGAAAACCAGCUCCCCUACUUUUGGCCAAGAUGAUCCAGUUAAGAAGCAACCACGUUUUCAGACUAAGCCAGAUCGAAGACACGAGCUCUAUAAAAAACAUGAAACUGCUGCUGUAGUUAUGGAAACUACCGAGGGCAAAGGUAAAGAGAUGCUGAAAGAUAUACAGGAGUUGGAGAAACAGAAGAUAAAUGAAAUGGAAUCAAUCCUGCAAAAUGGAUGUCUCGACACUAGCCAAGCAGUUAACCUUUUUUCACAGUGUGUAGAAGAAGAACUCAAAAUAUAUAGCUAAAACUACUAUUUGAAUGUGGUAAAAUUCAGCUUUAUAAUGAACUUUUCUUCUAAAGAAGUGGGUAUAUAGAUUACAUCUUAUUUUCAAUAUGCCAGUUAGUAUGGACAGUUUUAAAGAUAUGUAUUCAUAUUCAGGCCAAACAGCUUUUGGCUGUAUGAAGCAAUGCUGAAAAGGUUCUUAAGAGCUAGGCACUGGUUUUGUCUGUACGUGGCAUAAAGCUGUCAGCAGAGAUUGAUUUUGCCAAGAAACAGAUGCAGUUAGACUGUAAUAGCUUGAUUAAAUUGCAGAACAACUUCGUCUCUGGAUGAAGAACAACUCAGAUUUGGAGAACUCUGUUCUAGUGUACACACAUGUAGCUUUUAUAGUAAGAUAAUCAUAGCAGAAUUUCAUAUUGCCAGAAUUUAAAUGGCCAUGCUGAAGGACUUUCUAAAAUAUAGAAGCUAUUGCUUGCACUGAAUAAAAAUGAUAUGCAAAGUCAAGUAAGAUUGAUAUUCAGAUGUUUAAUAAAACCAUUCUAAGGUACGUUUCAUAUAUAAGCCUUCUAUUACUUCAGUGCAAAAUGAGGUUAAGAGUUCAAGGUAUAUUAGAACCAAAUCACAGUUACAAUUUUAGCAUGAUUUGUUGUGAAAUCUGAUUACAUGGAAUUCAGUGAUGCAAGCACUCUGCAAGUUACCACACAAUUUUCACUUCCCUUAUUUUCCCCACCCUGAUACUGAAAAAUAAACUUAAUUACAUACACUAUGA
Messenger RNA from Melopsittacus undulatus (budgerigar), 2007 nucleotides. It is a transcript of the gene SCRN3, whose product is annotated as secernin 3. The transcript is spliced from 7 exons. The coding region runs from base 1 to 1263 and encodes 420 amino acids. Gene Ontology annotation, molecular function: cysteine-type exopeptidase activity; dipeptidase activity. The record is from RefSeq and is a predicted model, not a curated record. Gene Ontology annotation, biological process: proteolysis. Lineage: Eukaryota; Metazoa; Chordata; Aves; Psittaciformes; Psittaculidae.